Molecule: messenger RNA, 2950 nt
Organism: Periophthalmus magnuspinnatus
Lineage: Eukaryota; Metazoa; Chordata; Actinopteri; Gobiiformes; Gobiidae
Gene: oca2
Product: oculocutaneous albinism II
Exons: 23
Coding region: 1-2508 (835 amino acids)
Biological process (GO): melanocyte differentiation; melanin biosynthetic process; transmembrane transport
Cellular component (GO): melanosome membrane
Source: RefSeq, a predicted model, not a curated record
AUGUAUCUGGAGAAUAAGAGUAACCUGGAGAUAGAGAUGUCCCAAGCGUCUGCACAGGGACAGGGCCGCAGUCUGAGAGGUCCAGAGGGGGAAAACUUUGGGGAGCUGCGACUACUCCAGGGCAUGUCCGACCGGAGGGACACCCAAAAGCUCCAGCAGUCUGGACAGUGUGUGAUUCAUGCAGAGGGCUUUGUGCCUGUGAGGCAGGAGGAUGGGCAUAAUUUCAGCAUUGUUAACAUCCUCAGAGGAAAGAAUAAUGCGGCCAACAUCACAGAGAGAUCUGCUCUAUUGAGGUUCCCACAAGAUGACAGUAUCACUUACAUGACCGUACAUGACCCUGGAUUUGCCGGAGUGGAUGAACAUUGGGGCCACGGUUCUCUGGAUUUCGAGAGGAGGUUCAGACUGGGCAGUGAGGUGACCAGUCUGUCCCUCUCCCGAUCCAGCUCCUCGGACAAGAACGACUCUCACGACCUCAAUCUCAACUUCAAUCUCACACACAACAUGAGAUGCUGCAUGAAGGCUGCUAAAACAGCCUGUAUUUUCACUAUAGUAGUCCUCUGCAGUCUUUUCUUCAGCAUGUAUCCAGACAGAAACAACCCCUGGAGGAUGUUGGCCGUGUCACCCGCAGACAGUUUCUCCAUAAACUUGACAGAUUUCCAUGACAAUGCUCUGCUGAAGCUACAGGUAGCCGGGCCUUUCUCUCGAGGGAUGGUGGACCUGAUUAAUCAGGACUACAUCUUGAUCCAGGUAGAACAGACAGACGAGCCGAGCCAGAGGAGGAGGAGAGCCCAGCAGGUGAUUCACAACUGGACCAUCCCUCUACACGGAGAGCGCAGUGACCAGACUGUGGUAACAAGGACAUUUGAGAUGCUCAGCAGUGACCCCAUCAGCAUCACAGUGCAGGCCUUCAUGCAGGAGGAGGAGGUGGUGCCUCUGUCCAUGACCCACCAGUCACUCUACGUCACUGUGGAGACACAGGUGGCUAUCGCUGGUAUCAUCCUCACCGGGGUCUACAUUCUCAUCAUCUUUGAGAUAGUUCACCGGACCUUGGCUGCCCUGUUAGGGUCCCUCGCAGCAUUAGCAGCUCUGGCUGUAAUCGGCGAUAGGCCAAGUCUUGUCACUGUGGUGGAGUGGAUCGACUAUGAGACUCUGGCUCUGCUGUUUGGCAUGAUGAUUCUUGUCGCCAUUUUCUCUGAGACUGGAUUCUUUGACUACUGUGCUGUGAAGGCCUAUCAGUUAUCCCGAGGAAGAGUUUGGCCCAUGAUUAUGAUUCUGUGUCUCAUUGCUGCCAUUCUCUCAGCGUUUCUGGACAAUGUGACCACCAUGAUGCUCUUUACUCCAGUCACCAUCAGGUUGUGUGAGGUGCUUAAUCUAGACCCGAGGCAUGUCCUGAUUGCAGAGGUAAUCUUCACUAACAUUGGAGGAGCAGCCACAGCUGUCGGAGAUCCACCCAAUGUUAUCAUCGUAUCCAACCAGGACCUGCGCAGACAGGGGAUAGAUUUUGCCAGUUUCACUGGCUACAUGUUUCUGGGAAUCUGCCUGGUACUGUUGACCUCAUUCCCAUUUCUAAGGAUGCUCUACUGGAACAAAAAGCUCUACAACAAGGAGUCUAUUGAAAUAGUCGAACUAAAGCAUGAGAUCCUGGUUUGGAGACAGACUGCCCAGCGCAUUAACCCUGCGAGUCGAGAGGAGACUGCUGUGAAAUGCCUCCUAAUGCAAAAAGUCCUCAAUCUGGAAAGUCUACUUCGCAAACUGAUGAAAACAUUUCAGAGAGAAAUUUCUCAGGAGGACAAAAACUGGGAGCAGAACAUACAUGAGCUGCAAAAGAAGCACAAAAUCACAGACAAAGUGCUGCUGGUGAAGUGCAUCUCUGUCCUGAGUGUGGUCAUCUUUAUGUUCUUCCUCAACUCCUUUGUCCCCAGCAUUCACCUGGAUCUGGGGUGGAUUGCUGUCUUAGGGGCUCUGUGGCUCUUAGUACUGGCUGAUAUUCAAGAUUUUGAGAUCAUCCUUCACCGAGUGGAGUGGGCUACAUUACUGUUCUUCGCAGGCUUGUUUGUUUUAAUGGAGGCUUUAGCACACCUGCAGCUAAUCGACUACAUCGGAGAACAGACCGCGCUGCUCAUAAAAGCUGUGCCAGAGGACCAAAGACUGGCCAUCGCCAUCAUCCUGGUCAUGUGGAUCUCCGCUCUGGCCUCUUCUCUCAUCGACAACAUCCCCUUCACUGCCACCAUGAUCCCAGUUCUAAUAAACCUGAGUCAGGAUGCAGACGUGAACUUGCCAGUAAAGCCGCUCAUAUUUGCUUUGGCCAUGGGAGCCUGUCUUGGAGGAAAUGGUACAUUGAUAGGAGCUUCGGCCAACGUUGUGUGUGCUGGCAUCGCUGAGCAACACGGAUAUGGGUUUUCAUUCAUGGAGUUCUUCAAACUGGGCUUCCCUAUGAUGAUCAUGACGUGUAUGAUCGCCAUGUGCUACCUGCUGGCCACUCACAUUGGACUGGGCUGGAACAUGUAGACCUCCUCCAGUCUGCCGCCAAAGACACUUUGACCAGCCUCGACCAAGCAACUGGACUGGCUUCGAGACAAUUAUACGAGACACAGACAGAUUUUGAACCAGGACGUUUAAGACCUGCAAAUAUGUCUAACACUGAACACUGCAAAUAUUAUUGGACUCAGGUGAUAUUUUAGCUGUUAUAAAUCUGUACAUUUGUUGUCAGCUAGUCCAAGGGAAAACCAUCCUGCUCCAUGGUGCUAGUGUCUGAAAAUUCACAAAUGAUAUCACAUCUAUAAUAACCUUUGUUCAGAAAAGCAGCUAACUCCAAAUAAAACGACUCCUUCUUAUUGUGAAGUUGUUUGGCAGAUCGGUGCCUUGUGUGUCCAUGUUGAACCACUCCACCCGGUUAAAGGGAUUUUAUAAUGUUCAAUGUUGUCAUGAGACAUUUUAUUAAGAAAACACA